GGGGGCGCUGUGGGGAAUAACACCGGCUGUUGCGCUGUGCCGCGGAGGUUAAAGGGCGGUCUGUGUAACGUGUCAGCGGGCUGUCACCUCACCGGUGUCACUCCACCCAACCGGCUGUUGCACACUCACACACCGGUACCCGAGCUGACCUCGAAGAUAGCUUCGUAAAAUGGCCAAAAAGCGGAGGGAAAGACGAGAGAACGACGGUUUUUCUUCGGCGCCAGAGGAGCUGAAGGCGGCGACGAGUGACUCUCAAGCGCUGAAAGAUGCUCAGCAUACUGAAGGGGGCUCUGCACGCAUGUCUCUCCUGCUUCUGGUUUCUAUCUUCACCUGCGCUGCCUCCGUCAUGUACCUGGUCUACAGGAACUUCCCAGAGCUUCCUGAUGAUGAAAUGGAGAAAAUCAAGAUCCCCAAAGACAUGGAUGAUGCCAAAGCUUUGGGAACUGUGCUGUCCAAAUACAAAGACACAUACUACUCCCAAGUGUUGGUGGCCUACUUUGCAACAUUUAUUUUCCUCCAGACAUUUGCAAUCCCUGGCUCUAUCUUCCUCAGCAUCCUGUCUGGAUAUCUUUACCCUUUCCCCUUGGCUCUUUUCUUAGUCUGCUUGUGCUCUGGUCUUGGUGCUUCCUUUUGCUAUAUGCUAUCAUAUCUGGUGGGCAGACCGAUUAUCUACAAAUAUCUCUCAGAGAGAGCACGGAAAUGGUCCCAACAGGUUGAAACGCAUAGAGAUCAUUUAAUCAAUUACAUCAUCUUCCUGAGGAUAACCCCCUUUCUUCCCAACUGGUUCAUCAACAUCACCUCACCAGUCAUCAAUGUGCCUUUGGGGGUUUUCUUCAUCGGUACCUUUCUUGGAGUGGCGCCGCCAUCCUUUGUGGCGAUCAAUGCCGGGACAACACUGUACAAACUGACCACAGCUGGUGAGGCCGUGUCCUGGAACUCUCUGGCUGUGCUCGGUGUACUUGCUGUGCUCUCGAUCUUGCCUGUUUGCUUCCAGAAAAAGCUGCAGAAGAAACUAGAGUAGAACAUUAAACACCUCAGCACCUCAUCUGCUGAUCCCGGCAUCCCUUCGGCUCAGGAACAUGAAGCUGUCACUCAAGUUGCUGUGCCUCUAUCUCAGACACAGAUUUUGUUGGUAGAGUCUCUGACCACUGGCCCAACAAGCACCCAUUGACCACAAAAUGCAGGCAGCGGUGGGGGUGGUGGGCAGGGGCAGGGUAAACCGGCCACACCGGCCACUGCUUGCACAACUUUUUGAGUUUCUGUGAAUUAUGUUGUGAUUGUGGCACAUCUUUCCGUUGAGUUAAGGCUCUGCUCAUUAUUUUAUGAUUCUUGCCAGAUAAUUAAAGGUGCUACUUGUAGGAUGUUGGAGUAAAACUCAUAGUUCUGGUUUCUCUUUUCUUGCUAGAAUUUUAAAAAACACAAUCUAAUCAGUACCUUGUUGAGGCUGGUGCAAACAUCAGUUAGUUAGUUUUUUGGACAGAAACCACUUCUGCUAUUACAUUUGUUUUGUCAGCAGCAUAUCGAUUGUCUGCAUCCUCUUUGUAGCAUCUUUAACUUCCACUCUCUUUUUGAUAUUUAUUUUUUUACAUGCUUGUUUCUAAUUCUAACCCAAUGAAGUGUACCACCACAGCAAUAACUGUCACGCAAAUUUUGAAAGUGGAUUUUAGUUUUUAAAAAGUUGUAAUGCCUGGUGCUUACCUUGGCAAACAUGCCGUGAGGAAAGAAUGAAACUGGAGGAGAAAAAUGUGAUACUUGAUCUUGUUGACAAGUGGGUGAGAUGCUACGUUCUUCCUUGGAAUGUGCCGGCAUCCGCUGCCACACACAUUUUCAGCAGUUCCUCUACAUAUUCGUAGCCACUGUAACUUGUAGAGAACAGACUUGGAUCAUGUAAUAUUUCCUAACAGUACCUCCAAAUUGCAGGAUGCAGAACUCCCAAUUUGUAAUUAAGAAUGGAACAAAGACUGUCAACACAACUGAUUUAUGUGGGGUCAGAUGUAUGCAACCCAGAAAAGUCGUCUUGGUUUGUGAAUCUGAAAAAUCCAGGAUGAGGUGGGUUCUCAUGGCUCGCAUCUGUUAAUGAUAGGUGAGCUCAUCUCCACCCAGUAAUAUUGUUUGCCAUGUCAGUAUAGAAAUGGAGAUGUUGCCCAUACUACGGAUGAUACACCAGUACCCUCAAUAAGACUGCCAACGGACUGAGGUAUCCAUGCCGUACCUAGCUUUUUACUGCUUCCAUUCUUCGCCAGGUGAGAUGUAUUAUGAUGCCUGAUUUAUGUUUUUAGUGUCCUUUCAUUGUUUUUUGAAUGACAAUGUUGGUGUCCUGUGCAAUGAAAGCAAGAUUUUAUUUUAGAUUAUAAUUUCUUUGUUUCAUUGCCAUUUUACCAAGGUAACUUAUUGCUGCUGCUUAAAACAUUUCUGGUUGGUUAAUAGAGACGCUGAUGCAGUGAAUGUACGUGCAGCACUUUUCUUUGAUCUCUUAAAAUAUCACACUCCUAGAAGCAGUUGGUUUGAUGCUUUUUGCAAUUUCCUGAUUAUUUCAAUAUCUUAAUCAGCAGAUUUACUACUGUGUACUACUAUAAGAUUCUUAACCCCUCAAACUCGGAUACAUAAAUGUAUGUGAAACUUAAA
Cyclopterus lumpus (lumpfish) is the source of this 2625-nucleotide messenger RNA. It is a transcript of the gene tmem41b, whose product is annotated as transmembrane protein 41B. The transcript is spliced from 7 exons. The record is from RefSeq and is a predicted model, not a curated record. The coding region runs from base 170 to 1021 and encodes 283 amino acids. Gene Ontology annotation, cellular component: endoplasmic reticulum membrane. Lineage: Eukaryota; Metazoa; Chordata; Actinopteri; Perciformes; Cyclopteridae.